Molecule: messenger RNA, 1404 nt
Organism: Exserohilum turcica Et28A
Lineage: Eukaryota; Fungi; Ascomycota; Dothideomycetes; Pleosporales; Pleosporaceae
Exons: 4
Coding region: 1-1404 (467 amino acids)
Cellular component (GO): cytoplasm
Molecular function (GO): oxidoreductase activity
Source: RefSeq, a predicted model, not a curated record
AUGCCUGCUUCUAAGCGUAGUUCCUACCGAUUUCCAGUAGCCAAUGCCUUGCCCUCUUAUUGGAGAAGACAGCCAGGCUCAGUCGACAACCAUCGCAGUACUGCCGAACUUGUUCCCCAGGCUGAUGUUGUCGUCAUUGGUGCCGGUUAUGUGGGCGCGUCAAUCGUCCACCAUCUGGUCGAGGAGAGUUUGCGGGACAAUCGACCAAUGCCGUCGAUAUUAAUUCUCGAGGCGCGCGAGGCCUGCUCUGGCGCGACCGGCCGCAAUGGUGGUCAUCUGAAGCCAGAUCCGUUGCUGAGAGCAGCGGCUGUGUUGGACACUCAUGGACAAGCGGCUGCAGAACACGUGGCUUCCUUUGAGCAGCGCCAGGUUGAUGCAGUCAAAGAGCUGGUCGAGCGUGAGAACAUCGACUGCGACUUUGAAGAGACCAGGGUUAUAGACGUUUGCACUUACCCCGAGGGCCGGGACAAGAUGAGAGCCACGAUUGACAAGAUUACCAAGGCCAACGUCUCCACAGCCAAGAUGAUCAGUUUUUUUGCUGGCAAGGAAGCGGAAGAGGUGUCUGGUAUCAAGGGCGCCUUGUCGUGCCACACAUAUCACGCGGCUCGCCUUGCGCCUUACCAUCUCGUGACUAGGCUUCUGGAAAAGGCCAUAUCCCUGGGGGUAAACCUACAGGUAUUCACACCAGUGACCCAGGUUCGACAAGCAGCAGACCAGGGUUUCCGCUGGGAAGUCGACACUCCGCGUGGCACAGUCAAGACCAACACGGUCAUCUACGCGACCAACGCAUACACAUCUGCCCUGGUUCCAGAGAUGAAAGGGAAAAUCGUGCCAGUCAGGGGUAUGGUGGCGAGACUUGCCAGCCCGACGGCGCCGAGGCUCACCGACAGCUAUAUGAUGCGUUUCUCAGAGUUUGAAUAUGAUUACAUGAUCCCGCGACCCGAUGGCAGCAUAAUCGUGGGAGGCGGACGCCGAGACUACUACAAGGAUCUGAACGAGUGGUUUGACGUGGCAGAUGACAGCAGGCUGAUGAAGGGUGGGCCGGAUUACUUCGAUGGCUACAUGCAGCGACACUUUUACGGGUGGGAAGACAGCGGUAUGCGCACAGAAGAAGUCUGGAGCGGCAUCAUGGGCUAUUCCAACGACGAGUUCCCUUAUGUUGGGCCUGCCGUCGGGAGGCACGGCCAGUACAUAUGCGCGGGCUUCAGCGGACACGGCAUGCCCCAAAUCUUCCUUUCAGCAAAAGCCAUCGCGUCCAUGGUCAUGACAGGGGAUGCGGAAAAUGUCGAUCUGCCAGCGCCAUAUCGCAUCUCGCAAGAAAGGUGGUUUGAGCAGAAAAAGCAUGCAUCUCUCGAGGCGUGGCAGCAGGUUGCGGGAAGUGAGCCGGUUCAGGCCAGACUCUAG